ACGGAGCAACUCAACAUGAUAUACGGGGUAGCACUUUGACGGGAGGGGGGAGGACAUAAGCUGGUGGGCUGCUACCCAGACGAGAGUUGCCGUGCGCAGCGGAGACGGGAUGAUGAUGUCGUCGUCACGUGUCAGCGCGAGCCCCGCGCUGAUGCACGUCGCGGAUGUCGAGCGUGCGGUUCGAUUCUUGCAAGAGGCCUUCGAUCUUAAAGUGGUGGACUCUUUCGGGGCCGGCGGCGAUCUGGGAGAGGACAGCUUCGCGAUGCUGGAGAACAAGGCUGGGUCUGUUCAGGUCCUGGUCGUUCCGAAAUCGGUGGACCUGCCGGGGGGUAUGGAGACCCCCACCCUCACCCUGGCGACAGGCAGCGUUCGCCACACGGCUUGCUCAGCCGUUCGGGCAGGGGCGCGCCUCCUGUGCUCCUACCGGAUGCCUCUCCCGGUGGAAACCCCACCCCUCGGUCGUCGACAACAAUCCCGCCGCAUUUCGGAGGCGAAUUCCUCCGCCACAGCCGGCGGAGACGGCGCGACGGAAAGAGCACGAACGGAACCGAGCGCCGCCGGGCGAAACCCGGACCCGGCCGAGAACAACGGUUCCGAGUCCGGAAUGGCCUGGCUGGAAGGGCCGUUUUUUAAUGGGGAGAGAGGCGGCGGCGCGGUGCGGGUUGUGCUGAUCGACGAGCGUUUGCUAGCGGGCCGGAAGGACGAGGGGCGUAGGGCUCGGAGGCCCGGUACGGAAGACGUCGACGGCGGUGAUGCGAUCGGAGGGGGGGGCGGCGGCUGCGAGGGAUCGUCGUCGUCAUCGCAAUCGCGACACGCUUCCGUCGCCCGCAAGUCCCCACCGCUGGGCGAAGAAGCUGCAGCGGUGGAAGCAGCAGCAGCAGCAGCAGCCCCUAGUGACGACUUCGCGCCACCCCCCUUGCUGGCGGGACUUGCUUCGUUGGGCCGGAAAUCGCGAAGCCAGAGGUUUUUCUCCUGCGCCUCCGUCCUGGAAGACGACGACGACGAUGACGACUCAGCGGGCGUCGACCUCGCGGAGACGAGCAGGACCGAUGAUGCGGACCAAUACGGAAACGGCACCGGUUACGCCGCCGCGUACAACGGCAGUAGCAGCGGCGGCGGCGGCGGCGGCGGCGGCUGGUUUUCUGAGGACGACCUCCUGAGAGGCGGGGGUGGCGAGGCCGGCGCAGAGGCGGCCUGUGCUGCCGAUGAUGAUGAUAUCAUGCGCGGCGGCAGCGGCAGCUGUGGUCGCCGCAACCUCGAAUCCGGCUCCAGGGUUAACCUGCGAGGGCGACAUGCGACGGAGGAAGAAGGGGGGGGCGCGAGAGACUGGCGAAACGGCGAGAGGGCGACGGCGGCGGCGGAGGAGGAGUCGGGAUCGGCGCCGACAAGAGCGGUAGCCAACGGGGGCGCCGCAGAAUCAGGUGCGGCGGUGGCAGAAGGGGAGAGCGAGAAAGAACGUGUCCCGACCGGCGCUUCGGAACGGUCUUCUGCGAGCGGGGGGAUAGAGAGACCCAACGCUGCCGAGGAGCAACCAGAGAGCCGCCAGGGUGUACAAGAGAUGAAGCCAACACGGGGGACGGGGGCGGGGCCUAGACCACUGCGGCCGUUUCGUCAGCUGUCGGCGUCCAUGCUGGGGAACAAGGCCGGGCCGCUGAAAGCCGCGCCUAACAGCAUCGCGCCUAUCCCUAUCGACAACGACCACUUCGAAGGUGCGGCUCUGCUCAUGAUCAGGAGAGAGCCGAUGGACAAGAGCUACGCCCACAUGUUCGAAGGAAAGAACAGGAUGUUCGAGGUGCAGGUCCAAGGGAGGUUUAAGAAGCCGCCGGAGGGGGAGCUGUUCAUCAGCCUCGAGAUCACCGAGAGGAUGAAGCUCGGCCUCCUCACCAGGGGCCUGUGCAAGCUGCUGCUGUCGUUCGGGCAGAAGCUGAACCGUCGCCUCCACUACUCCUUCGGGGACAACGACAACGCCGAGCUGCCGCACAUCUCUUUCCCCCUCCUCACGUCCGUCGACUCGCUCGUCUGCACUCCCGAAGGCCAAGAGGUGCCCGCGCUGGGCAAGUCCUUUGAGGAGGACAAGGACAGGAAGGCCAGCAGGAGGCGUGGCGAAGAAGACAAGGCACUGGGGAUCGGCGACUUUCAGACCGGCUGCACGUACAGCUUCAGCUUCCACAGCAUGUACAUCGACAUGGCGCAGUGGUCUACCUGCAAAAUUCCCGUGAUGAGGGACAUCGACCUACACACCUUCUGGGGCAACGCGGCCUUGAGGGUCGCGGCGUACGUGAUGAAACCGUCGUCUUCGUCUGCCUCCUCCAAGCUUCACCUGCAAUCCGAGCUCGAGUACGUCUUCUGUGUGCAGGUGCGUCACGUGCCUCAAUCCGAGUUGGGGCAAUCAGCCGACGAGGGGGGCUGGGACGAAGCAGAGGCCGGCGCAGAAGAGGAGGAGGAGGGGGAGGCGGCGGGAUCAGCAGACUGGGAGCCGGGGAGCACUGUCGCCGUCAUUGACGUCCCCGACGGGGGCGACGCGGACAUCGGGGACGAGAUCGCCCUCCCCCUGCUGACGGACAGGGACCCGAGCCCGAGGGGGAGGCAGAUGUCGGCGUCCCGCUGGGCCAGCAACGACGACGCUUCAGACGGCGAGAUGGAGGACCGCAGGGCCAGGCGCGAGAGGAGGAGGGAGCUCAAGGGGGCCGGCGCUGGUGCUGGCGCUGGUGCUGGUGCUGCUGCCGGUGGUGACGGGGCCGGGUUUCUCCGCCAAGACGGCGAUGACGACGAUGACGGAAGCGGCGACGAGGACGACAGCGAGGACGAUUUGUCGCGCAGCAGCCGUAGCAGCGGCGGCGGCGGCGGCAGCAACAAUGGUCGGGGGUCGGCGCCCGGCCCGGCAGCCGCGCAGAAUGCUCUUGGUGUCAGAGGCGGCGGCGGCGGCGGUAGCCGUGCGGCCGCCGGGGCGCGUUCGCCUCCUGCUGACGGUGUUGAGGCUUCCUGGAGCGAUAACUUUCGCGACGGCUCGAAACAGCUGCAGGAGCGGUCUCGCUCCGGCGGCGGUGGCGGCGGGAUGCACGCUACCAGCGUGCCAGCGGGAGCGGACAGCCGGUACCGUGUCGGGGACCACAGGAAGGGCAGCACGUGGACGGGAGCUGCUGGUAGCGGUGGUAGUGCUGCGGACGGGGGCGCGAUCGCUGCCGGGGGAGUUCGGGGGACAGGAGGGCAGCAGGAGGAUGCGGAGGAGGCCAUGGUCAGGUGUCCUGCCUACGUGGACCUGUACGCGAGAAGCCCGAAGCUGAAGGGCACGUGGACGGUUUUCUGCGUGGUAAGGAGGGGGGAGGGUGGCGGUGGCGGCGGCGAGUUUGCGCUGAGGUCUUCCAAGAACCUGUCCAUCCUCCCGAAAAGCGUGGUCCCGACGAGCAUGGAGUAUUCUCCGCGGCUGUCCCGGCAAGAGGUGAAGCGGAGGAAGAUGGACGCCGUGCUGCAGCUCCUGACUGCCCCGUCACGUGCCCACGCCAACAGGGCCCACCAGGUCGUCGUUCGUGCGGUGCUCGGGAUGGAGAGCUCCGCAGACAGAGCCUACCGCUCCUACAACCCGGUCGCCGCCGCCACCGCCACCGCACCGGCAGCCUCCAGCGCCGACGGCGGGGCUGCUUCCCCCCCCGGGUUUCCAAUCGGAGUGGGCGAUGCUAACGCAAUGGGAACAUCCGGGAAGUCCGAGGAACGGGCGAGGUCGCCGGACGCGUCGGCCUCCUGGGCGGUGGGUGGCAAGGGGCAGCCGGCGUCACCCCCUCUCUACUCUCCUCCGCAGUCGAGCGUCAAGUCGGGAGGGGGGAGCCAGAGCGAAGGGUCUUCUUCGAACGCCGCUGGUAGGGGCGGCGGGGCCAGUCGACGCCGCUCUUGGACCACCAGAUCGUCGUUGGCGAUCAAGGAAGGCAUGGUCCUGCGAGUCUUGUCGGAGCACCACCUGUCGCAGCAGGUAGCGGUGCUGCUUCCGUCCUCGCUAACCUUCUCCCGCCCUCGAAAGCAGUGCCUGCGCCUGCUGACCCGGGACAUCAUGGCCGUGGAGCUUGGGGGCGGCCCCGUGGAUGGGAGCGGGUCCACCCCCCCACCCCACUCGUCGCAGCUCAUUCCAGGUAUGCACCUAGUAGAGAUCCACACGAUAGGCCGUGUCCACUACAUGCUGGUGGAGGGCCUCCAAGAGGCCCGAGACUGGGCCGUCGACAUCCAGAGCCAGCUAGGCCAGCAGCAAGCAGACGGCGGCAGAGCCUCAGCAUCCCCCCAGGACGACCUGAGCAUCAGCGACCCGUUCAGCCAGUACAUGACCAAGAAGUCUUCCUGGAAGGCCACCAACUUCUGGGUGCUCAACUGCCGCCGUCUCCUCGAGCUCAACGGGGCAGCCUUUGGUGGCGGCGGUGGCGGCGGCGGCGGGGUGGGGCGCUCUGCUGACGUGGGGUGGGGUGGGGGGUGCUGGAUGGACCAGGGGGGGGUGGGGGGACAAGUCUGCGACUUCGUGUCGGGGUUGCUGAGACAGGCUUUGGACCUGAAUGACGAUAGCAAGACGGAGCAGCUGAUCAACUUCCUCGACGACAUCUGCAGGCUGAGGUGGAUGCCCCUGGAAGGGCUGUCCCACAGCGAGCAGCUGGCGGUUUUCCUGAACCUGUACCACGUCAUGCUGCUGCACGCCUUCUUCAUUCUGGGCCCUCCGGGAAGCCCGUUGAGAGUGGCAAGCUACUUCACGACCCUGUGCUACGAGGUCGGGGGCGACGUGAUGUCAAUGGCUGAUCUGGAGCACUGUGUCAUGAGGGCCAAGACGAGCCAGCCGAACCAGUUCCUGUCGAAGCUGAUCAUUCCGACAACGGAGUACCCCUUCUGCCUAAGACGGGCGGAACCACGGGUCAGCUUUGCUCUCAACUGCGGGAGUGUGAGCGGGGUGCCGGGAAUCCUAAUCUACAGGCCCGGGGAUGUUCACCAGCAGCUCGAAGACGCCUCCGCGUACUACGUCCAGACUACCACUGAGGUCGCGGCAAUGCGGCCUGUCUUUCACCCGCAGACUCUCCCGGCUUUGGUGUCUGUAUCUUGGGGUUUGUGCCGCUCCUGA
Ectocarpus siliculosus is the source of this 5086-nucleotide messenger RNA. NCBI's taxonomy places the organism in Eukaryota, Phaeophyceae, Ectocarpales, Ectocarpaceae. The record is from the annotation of a GenBank genome assembly.